GGGGGGGCUUUAUAGCCAGGUGUAGGAGCUUGGUCCCUUGUCAAGGCCAUGGAGAGGCAUGGCAGUGACCAGGGACACACAGUCAGACUGGCAAGCUGGGAAGGUGAGUUACGGGUUGACUAGUGUCCCCUAAAAGAUAAUUCGAGUCCUAACCCCCAGCACCUCUGAAUGUGACCUUAUUUGGAAACAGGGUCUUUGCAGAUGUCCUCGAGUUGAGAUGAGGUCUCCAGGGUGAGCCUUCCAGUGACUGAUGUCUCUAUGACAAGAGGAGAGACGCACACAGGGGGAGGCCACACGAUGUCAGAGGCAGGUGGGAGUGGUGCGUCCACAAGCCCAGGCAAGGAGGGCUGGCAGCCACUAGAAGGUGAAAGAGGCGAGGAGUGGACUCUCCCCUGGAGCCUCCCCAGGGAGCACAGCUGUGUCCCAGCAGCUCCGGGCCUGGCCCUCGGCCCGGCACACCCCUGCCCUGAGGAAGUGGAGACACAAAGAGAAGGAGGGCCAGGAGAGGGUCGGGGGUGAGUACUGGGCAGAGAUAGGCUCGGGGUUCUGCCUGGGAGGCAAGAAUGGAUGCUGCGGAGGGGGCGUGUGGUGCACAGGACACGGUGCAGGCCUGCAGGGUUCGGGUUAAAGCCUGGGCUUUUGGAGCAUGCCCUUGGGUGAGGUGGGGAGGCCAGAGGGAGAGAGGCUGCAGGGUUGAGCAGGGUGGCCUGGGGUAGCCCCACCUGGUGGAGGGCAGGAGGGAGGGAGCAGGCCACACAAAGCGGUAGUGUGGGCUCGGGGACCCUGCUGGUACUUCUGGCCCUCUUCAUCCCAGCCUGCCCCCCUCUGACUCCUGGGCCUGCAGGGUGGCCUGCCAGGGGGGUCGCUGGUGUUGCCCUGGGCCGCCUCCUCCCCCAUCCAUGCUGCAUGGAGUGGCCUUUCCACCUAGGCCCUUUGUCUCUCCAGGCAGAGGGAAGUCUGGAGGCCUCCCUGGGGGAGGUGAGCCGUCCCUGUGGGAUCUGGGGCCCUCCCUGGGCACAGAGGCAGUCCGGGUCCCUGACUCCACUUCGAGUGAGAGCAACUGUGUGAGUGGGUGCAGGGGCUGGUACCCCCAGCUAGCCAUCCUGAAGGCCCAUCCCAGUGAGCACCUCAGUGCUCAUCUCAUAAGCCUCUCAUGGAGGGCCCAGGGUGGCCUGCUACCCCCCUUCCCAUUUGUCCCAGUGCCCCCCAGCCCUCAGCAUUGUGGGAGGGUGGCAGAUGGGGACACCUGCACAACCUGGCCACCUGCACAGACCCAGGAUGCGAGCACCUGCAGACUCAGCCACCUGUGUGGACCCAGGCACCUGCUCAGGACCUCAGGGUUCCUGAACUCGCCGGCUGGGAGCGGUGGUGCCCUCGAGGCAGCUGGACAGGCCCAGCGCUGCGCCAUGCCCACGGGCUGAGUGCCGCCGCCGCAGGGCCUCGUCCCGCCUCGCGUGGGGGCCGCGCGCGCCCAGGCCGGGGCCCCGGCGGCCCACCAUGGUGCUGCCGCCCCCGGACCGGCGCCACGUGUGCCUGACCACGCUGGUGAUCAUGGGCAGCAUGGCCGUCAUGGACGCGUACCUGGUGGAGCAGAAUCAGGGCCCGCGCAAGAUCGGCGUGUGCAUCAUCGUGCUGGUGGGAGACGUGUGCUUCCUGCUGGUGCUGCGCUACGUGGCCGUGUGGGUGGGCGCCGAGGUGCGCACGGCCAAGCGCGGCUACGCCAUGAUCCUGUGGUUCCUCUACAUCUUCGUGCUGGAGAUCAAGCUCUACUUCAUCUUCCAGAACUACAAGGCGGCGCGGCGCGGCGCGGCCGACCCGGUGGCGCGCAAGGCGCUGACGCUGCUGCUGUCGGUGUGCGUGCCCGGCCUCUUCCUGCUGCUGGUGGCGCUCGACCGCAUGGAGUACGUACGCACCUUCCGCAAGCGCGAGGACCUGCGCGGCCGCCUCUUCUGGGUGGCGCUGGACCUGCUGGACCUGCUGGACAUGCAGGCCAACCUGUGGGAGCCGCCGCGCACCGGGCUGCCGCUGUGGGCCGAGGGCCUCACCUUCUUCUACUGCUACAUGCUGCUGCUGGUGCUGCCGUGCGUGGCGCUCAGUGAGGUCAGCAUGCAGGGCGAGCACAUCGCGCCGCAGAAGAUGAUGCUGUACCCGGUGCUCAGCCUCGCCACCGUCAACGUGGUGGCCGUGCUGGCGCGCGCCGCCAACAUGGCGCUCUUCCGCGACAGCCGCGUCUCGGCCAUCUUCGUCGGCAAGAACGUGGUGGCGCUCGCCACCAAGGCCUGUACCUUCCUGGAGUACCGCCGCCAGGUGCGCGACUUCCCGCCACCCGCCCUCUCGCUGGAGCUGCAGCCGCCGCACCCCCAGCGCAACUCGGUGCCGCCACCCCCGCCGCUGCACGGCCCGCCGGGCCGCCCCCACGGGCCCUCGCCCACGCGCGAAGCCCUGGACACGUGACAGGGUCCGCGCUGCCCCCGGGGAGGCCCCCCCCCCACCGGGGCGCGGGGACGCGGGGGCCGGAGGGGCGCUCGUUUUGCUUGGGAUGGGGUGGGGGCGGGCUCCCCACGGGGCCAGGUGCGGUGAGCACCUGUGCCGGGGCCCGCGGCCGCUUUUCAUCUCAGGGAUCCCUCAGACCACGGACCCUCAGCUCCCGCUUGGCCAGCCCACCCCAGCGCGUGGGCCACUGUGUGCGGCCUGGGCCGGAGCCGAAGGGGCCCCGUCCCUGCCUUCUGGGGGCCUGGGUGUGAAGGGAGGCCAGAGUGGGCGGAGGUCUGGUCCCUUGGGGUCCCUUGGUGGGGGCCUCUGGCUCAGAGUCUGGGGCCAAGGAGGCCUCUCAUUUUAAAGACUCGUGUUUACAGUUUUGUACCCAAAGUCACACUGCUCUGCCUGUUUGAUGCGUCUAUUCUGACAGCGAGGGAGAAGGAGGCGGGAGGGCGGGUGUGAGUGAGUGAGGCAGGGGGGCUGGGCUAGUCCACCCCGGCCUCCGCCUCUGGGGAGCUCCUGGGUGGGGGACCAUUGCUGCCCUGUCCCAGAGACAUUGCCCCUCCAACGCCACUGUCCCCGCCUCCAGAGAUCCCAUAAUUCUGACUCUGCUCUUCCUAGAGUACCUUAACCCUAUCCCUACCCACGGGUGCUGGUCCCAUGUCCCUGACCCCACACUUCACACCCAGAAGUGCCCCCGAGCCCCUGGUUCUCUCCUCCGGUGCCCAGGGCUCCCACAGCUCAGGACACCCAGAAGCCAGGUGGGAUUAGGCCCUGGCUUUGCUAAGCGGCAGACGCUGCAGUCUAGGCCAGGAGCAUGGAGCCUGGCCCAACACCCGCGGAGCCCUGGUGGGCAGAGUGGACACCUUCGGCCGGCUGGUCUGUGGCAGAGAGCACAUGACACUGAAGUCCAUCUGCGGGUGGUCUCCCGCCUGGGCCCCUGCACUUGUGAUGUGAGCCUGGCCACCCACCCGGCCCAGGACGUGUCUGUAGCAUCGGAGAGGGAGCCUUUGCCCCCGCGUUAUGAGGCUGUUGACGUGGCUGAGGACGCCUUGCACGACGAUUGGGUGGUGCUUACACACAUUCCUCAGGUGGCACGCGUGGCGUUGUGGAGCCCCGGGGCGUGCCAGCUCGUGCUCCCCGCAUUCACGUGCGCUUCCGGAUGGCAAGGCCUGCCCUCCCUGCCGCCCGACCCAUGUGCCCAUAACCAGCAGCUCCCAGAAGGGCGGGAGAUGGCAGCGCCCAGGGGGUCCUCCCUAAGCCCCCUUCCUACCGACCCCACAGCUCUGAGCUGCCCCCAGCCCCACCCACCCUCCUUGUUCUCAGUGGCCCC
Messenger RNA from Equus caballus (horse), 3811 nucleotides. NCBI's taxonomy places the organism in Eukaryota, Metazoa, Chordata, Mammalia, Perissodactyla, Equidae. The record is from RefSeq and is a predicted model, not a curated record.